ACAGUGAAUCAUUCUCUCCUUUUUUUUCUUGUUCAUAGGGAGGGUUUAGGGAUUUUAAAGGAUCAAUCCGAAUUGUCUUCUUCUUCGAUCGCACGUUACUAAUCUUCAAGAUUCGAACCCAAUUUCUCUGUAAGAUUUCUCUCUCAUGCUUCGAUUGUUCUUCGAUUUUAAUCGUAAGGGUGGAAUUGACUUGUGAAUUCCGAAGAUGGCUCGAGUUUAUGUUGGGAAUUUGGAUCCUCGAGUGAGUGAAAGGGAUCUAGAGGAUGAAUUCCGGAUGUUUGGUGUUCUUCGGAGUGUUUGGGUUGCUAGGAGACCACCAGGAUAUGCAUUUAUUGAAUUUGAUGAUCGCAGGGAUGCUAUUGAUGCCAUUCAAGCUUUGGAUGGGAAAAAUGGUUGGCGAGUGGAGCUUUCACAUAACUCUAAAGGUGGUGGGGGAGGUCGUGCUGGUGGUGGUCGCGGGCGUGGUGGAGGUGAGGACUUGAAGUGCUAUGAGUGUGGUGAGCCUGGUCAUUUUGCUAGAGAAUGUCGUAUGCGUGUUGGCUCACGAGGUUUGGGUAGUGGAAGGCGCAGGAGCCCUUCUCCUAGGCGCCGCAGGAGCCCAAGCUAUGAUAGAUAUGGACGCAGGAGUUUUAGUCCGCGUAGGAGAUCUCCCAGGCGCCGCAGCAUAUCACCUAUUGCACGUGGUCGAAGCUACAGCAGGACUCCUCCAUUCCGCCAUGCUCGCCGUGUGUCACCUUAUGCCAAUGGAGUCUAGAGCUGUGAAACGUCAAGUGGAGUAAAUGCUAGCUGUCCUGGAGAUGAUGCAGUGUUACACUUUUAGUUCUAUUAGGAUUGGUUGAAUUGACGAGAAUCAUGUUAGUUAUGUUGAUAUGUGACAAUGAGAUUUUUAUUAGAAACUUGGUAUUGUGGAUGGCUCCUACAGUUGGAUGCGAAAAGGGGUUCUUUGGACACCGAUUUGCAUCGAUUCUCACUUCAGCUUAAUGAGUAUUGGAGGUCGAUUUUCUACUUUUUUUUUUAGUUGAGAUAUUAUCCUGUUUAUAUUGUUAUUAAAAAUAUUGGUUGUGGUAAUAUUUCAUUUUGCUUAUUUUGAUUUGAA
Cannabis sativa is the source of this 1096-nucleotide messenger RNA. RefSeq names its product serine/arginine-rich splicing factor RSZ21. The transcript has 6 exons. Gene Ontology annotation, cellular component: nuclear speck. Lineage: Eukaryota; Viridiplantae; Streptophyta; Magnoliopsida; Rosales; Cannabaceae. The coding region runs from base 206 to 754 and encodes 182 amino acids. Gene Ontology annotation, biological process: mRNA splicing, via spliceosome. Gene Ontology annotation, molecular function: RNA binding; zinc ion binding. The record is from RefSeq and is a predicted model, not a curated record.